CCACAGUGAAGAAGGUACGAAGGGAAGACAGAACCGGGAGAACACGAGCGUCUCUGAUUUUUCACUUGUUCAGGGAACUAGUCCAACGACCGUUGCCUUCACAAAUGAUCAUGCUAGCGCAACCGAUAAUUCGCUGCUGGCCGCGUCGGAAUUCAAUUUCUACAAAACGAACCACCUGCGCCCCUUUAUCGUCGACGCGCUGCCGUUCCAUUCCGAUGCGGUCGUGGCAGCCGUGUUUGGGUUUUUGCAG
Amoebophrya sp. A120 is the source of this 250-nucleotide messenger RNA. The record is from the annotation of a GenBank genome assembly. NCBI's taxonomy places the organism in Eukaryota, Dinophyceae, Syndiniales, Amoebophryaceae.